Molecule: messenger RNA, 2322 nt
Organism: Maniola jurtina (meadow brown)
Lineage: Eukaryota; Metazoa; Arthropoda; Insecta; Lepidoptera; Nymphalidae
Product: pseudouridine-metabolizing bifunctional protein C1861.05
Exons: 11
Coding region: 139-2238 (699 amino acids)
Molecular function (GO): kinase activity; pseudouridylate synthase activity
Source: RefSeq, a predicted model, not a curated record
CGAGUUGAGCGAUUCCAUUGCCGAACCAGUUUUGUGACGUGGGCUGCCUGCAGUUUCACGACCGGCCGCCAAACGCGUGGUUUUCUCAAAAUAUAACCUACGAGCAGAGUGACCUGUCAAGUUUGUAAUAAUAUCAAGAUGUCGCGUCUAUUGGGAAUUAUGUCGAGACUACAGCUGACUGGAUUUUCUCGUCAUACGCGACGCUAUUCGGCUCUGCCCCUUGUGUAUUCCGAGGACGUACGCCGAGCAAAAGCGGACGGAACGCCAAUAGUUGCGCUAGAAUCGACGAUUAUUACCCACGGGAUGCCUUAUCCGAAAAAUUUGGAGACAGCUCGUGAGGUUGAAGACAUUAUUCGAAACCAGGGAGCUACGCCUGCAACAAUCGCAAUUCUAAAAGGCGUGCUAACAGUAGGCCUAACAAAGGAACAACUGGAGUAUCUUGCAAAAGCCAAAGGUGUUAUCAAGGCAUCGAGGAGGGACCUGGCACCCAUCAUGGCAGGACAGCAAGACGGUGCCACUACUGUAGCCGGCACUAUCAUUGCAACUGAACUAGCUGAUAUACCAGUAUUUGUGACUGGUGGCAUUGGUGGUGUGCAUCGUGAAGGUGAACACACAAUGGACGUGUCAGCAGAUCUCACUGAGCUGGGGCGCUGCAAGACAUUGGUCGUAUGCAGCGGUGUCAAGUCAAUUCUAGAUAUUGGACGAACACUCGAGUUUUUGGAAACUCAAGGAGUGACAGUGUGUUCUUUUGGCGAGUCCAACGAUUUUCCAGCAUUUUACACCACGUCUUCAGGAUAUCACGCGCCUAACCGCGUGACCGAUGCUCUACACGCAGCUCGAAUUUUGUAUGCUGCGCGGCAGUUACGUCUCUCUUCUGGUAUAGUUAUUGCUGUACCAGUGCCUGAAAAAUACGCAAUGGACAGUAAAGUCAUUGAAACAGCUAUCCAAAACGCAUUAGUUGAAGCCAGUAAACAAGGAAUUACAGGCAAAGAAGUAACUCCAUUCCUUUUGGCUGCAGUGUCUACAGCAACGGGUGGUGCAUCGCUUGAUGCCAACAUCGCGCUCAUAAAGAACAAUGCUAAAGUCGGCGCCGAUAUUGCCGUCCAAUUUCAAAAACUGAGGAAUGUUGACAAUUUAGAGAACGCUUUUAAUAUCGGGGUCUCAAAGAGCCCGGGGAAAUGUACGACGAAUUCUUCGAGACGGUUCCAUACUUCGUGCGCUGUGGGUAUCAAAGGAGAAGAAAAUAUGAUAAAAUAUAAUGAUUUAGGAGGCGACGUGCUCGUUAUCGGUGGAGCCAACGUCGACAGGACAUACAGAGUGACAGAAGAAUCCGUUCAGCUGGAUGGCAGCACCCAUGCAUGCAAGACGGAGCAAUGCGGCGGUGGUGUCGGCAGGAAUAUCGCCGAGGCGCUGUGGCGGUUGCGCGGCGGUCGAACACGUCUCCUCACAGCCAUCGGGGACGACGCUGAUGGCCAAUAUAUACAAAAUAUAGCACCAGGAUUAAUUCUUGAUGAUUGCAUAGUGAAAUCUGCGAGAACAGCAAAAUACGCUGCGGUUUUUGAUGCUAAAGGAGAGUGUCGUCUCGGUCUUGGAGAUAUGGAUAUUCAUAACCAAAUCACUGUUGAGCUUGUAAAUCGACACAUAAAUGAUUUAAAAAACGCACCGCUCGUUGUCCUCGAUGGCAAUAUACCACUAACUACUAUGGACUACGUUCUUGGAAUAUGUGAAGAAUUCCAAAAACCAGUCUUUUUCGAACCAACGGAUAGAAGAAAAGCAAUUAAACCAUUUCAUGGAAAACAUAGUAUAACAUAUGCUUCGCCAAAUUUGAUGGAACUUAGAGCUAUGGCAAACUUUAUGAAUCCUGAUAUUAACGUUAUGAAAACAAAUGAAUUGGAUGAAGUUGUUGAACUUUCUAAAGUUAUAUUAAAAUGUGUCAGAGUACUCAUAGUAACAAGAGGAUCCAAAGGUGCUAUUACGAUCAAACGUAUAAAUAAUAAGUUGGAACCAUAUGUUAAGGAGUUGGAUGUACAAGUAUAUCCCGCCAAAAUAUUAAAUACCGUUGAGAAUGUUUCAGGAGCAGGAGAUUGCUUUGCAAGUGGUUUCAUACAUGGUAUCCUCCAAAACUUACAAGAAUCUCAAAGUAUAUCCAUUGGGUUUGAAACUGCGAAGCAAGCACUGCUUAUUAAAGAAACAGUCCCGCUUAAAUUUAAUAUGUCAAGACUCAAAAACCAAAAAUAAAGUUUCGUAUCGCAAGUCGUAAGUCACUAUUUGUAUGAUCUAUUUACGUCAUUCUCGUUAAAUGAAAAAACCGGUCAAGGGCGA